Messenger RNA from Mobula hypostoma (lesser devil ray), 6993 nucleotides. It is a transcript of the gene cep162, whose product is annotated as centrosomal protein 162. Gene Ontology annotation, cellular component: axonemal microtubule; centrosome; centriole. Gene Ontology annotation, biological process: cilium assembly. Bases 871 to 5394 code for a protein of 1507 amino acids. The transcript has 29 exons. The record is from RefSeq and is a predicted model, not a curated record. NCBI's taxonomy places the organism in Eukaryota, Metazoa, Chordata, Chondrichthyes, Myliobatiformes, Myliobatidae.
UGCAAGUCCAUAGCUUCAACACAGAUGAUGAGGGUGGUAGACAAUGCCCUGAAUGAUUCAGUCAUGCAACUGCAUAAAAUGUUGGUGAGGCCACCUCUGGAGUACGUAUUAAGUGCUGUUCUGGUCACUGCACUAAAAGGCUUUGGAGGCUUUGGUGGAGACACAGAAGAGAUUCACUAGGGUGUUUGGGAGUAUUAAUUAUAAGUUGAUGGAUGUAUAUUAACUACGAGAAGGGGAUAGACAAAGUUAAUUUUCUCUGGAGCACGAUUGAUGACCUGUUAGAAUAUAUAAUGACAGACAUAGAUAAGCUAGAGAGGAUAUCUUCCCCUGGUGAGAAAUGGCAAAUAGUAGAAGGCAUAGUUUUAAGGUGAGAGGAGAAGGAUUAACGGAAAUUUACGAGGCAAGAUUCUUUACACAGAAAAUUGUCUGGAAUAUGCUGCCAAGGGAAGUGAUGGAAGCAGAUACAACAACAUUGCUUAUUAAGAGGUAUUUAGACAAGACACAUGAACAGGCAGGGAACAGACGUGGAUCAUGUUCAGGGAGAGUUUGGUUAGUUUAAAUUGAACUCAUGAGUUAGGUCUGAUGGUUAUAUUACAAUGUAGAACGAGUAUACUUGUGACGUUUGUCGUUAGCCUUAGUUCCAACGUCGUCGUUUCGAACUCAAUCACCGAAUACAAUCCGUGAGCUGAAUCUGGCCCGUGACGGCUUCCGUCUGCUCCACAGACGGUCGGCAGCUCCUGGCGUCUUGUUGCCUUGCAACGCCCGUCGGUGUGGCCUAAAUUCAUCCACGCCCGCAGGGAGCCAGCCACCUCCGGCGUUCACGUGGAUGCCUCUCAGGAGUACCUACCUGAAGAAUCAUCCAACACAAUCAUGAGUCGUAAACUCACCAAGGAAGAAAUAGAAGAACAGUUUGAACAAUUCUUGCGAGAGUCUGUUUCAGAUGAGUCUGUUGACCUGGCAAAUUCACCAAAAUCCAGUGUCCUGAGUUCACUGGGGCAGCAUCAUAGGAAGGGAACUGAAAAGGACACAAAACUAUGGUGGAUUAAUGAUGAUGAUUCUGAUGAAGGGCAACCCCCUCUGAGGAGGUUUAUCAAACUGAAAAGGCAGCCGGCUGUAAUUGAUGCUGGCAUUGAAACAGUGAAGAAAGGAAUUGGUGAAGAGCAUGAUGGAAAUGUACAGUCACAAAGCCCAGACAUGCUGCCAACCAGUCAGAGCUUUCUCAAAUCCCAGAGAUUCCCAGGGUCAAUUCCAGAGGCUGAAGAAGUGCAACAAGAGGAGAAGGUUUUGCCUCAGGGUGAUGGGAGGACAUCUGUAUCCAUCAGCAGAGACAGUUUGGAACUAAAUGACCCUGUUAUGGCAUCGAGCCCUGCAAUAAACACUCCUGGAGCUGGACUAGAUACACUUGAAGAAGAAGAGGAGAAAGAACGUUUUUUUGCUAACAUUGAGAAGGGAGCUACCUCUACAAUUGACUAUUCCAGACUAAACAAAGAGCUUGAAUCAACAGCUUCAACACCUAUAAGUGCUUUGAAUCUGAAAGAUGAGUUUGUAACAUUGGAGGAUGAUGAAACAAGGGAUGGUGAAUCUCCAAAACCUAAAAGCAUCACAGCUUCAAAGCACUACAGUGAUGAUUUUGAAGAGGAUUCUGCUAAGUUUGGUGGUGAAGAACUUGAAUCAGGUGGCAAUAUAAUGCAAACUGAAUAUGAUCUAGGAAGCACUCAAGAUACAAGAGAGGCUACAGAACAGGAAGCAAAGCCAGGCAUGCUAGCAAAAGUCAUACUGCUAGAUUCAUUAGAUUCAACACUGGAUACAGAGAAGUUAUUACGAUCUGGGGAUAACAAAUCUAUGGAAAAAAAUUCAGCAGAUGAAAGAAGUGGACAAGACAUAGCAUCUCAAAUGAAUGCCACUGCUAUUUCCUAUGGGCAAACUAACAGUGAUAUUGAGGCCUUGCAUCAAGAAUAUCGUAAAAUUGAUCAGUCUUUGGAAAGUACAGGUGUGGAACAUGAGUCAUUAAGUGGAAAACACAUUAACUUUGUUCUAGAUCUUCAGAACCAUGUUGAGGACUCAGCAAAGAAUAUUUCUACAGCUGAAUCUGAUUUGCCUACAAUAGAAGAACUAAUGAAACCUAUUAAAGCGGAAGUUCCAUUUUCAAGAGGAAUUGACUUGCAUUCAGUAAGUACAAAUACACAGCUGGAGGAUGAUGUUGAUAAAAUAUGCAGUAAACUGAUGCUGAAGGAUUCCAACAGUCGUGGUCUUUUUCAAUCACAGUUUAACUCUAAUAAUUUAUGUGAAAUACAUGAACCGUACAAAGAAUUAUCUGAGAGAUCAUUGAAGGAAAAUGCAAACCACUUGAGUAGAAUUUCUGAUGAUGAUGUGGAAGCCUUAAUUAAUGACAUUAAAUAUAAUACUACAAUCAAACACAGUCUUUUAGCUUCACCUUCGCAAGUUUUCUCUCACCAGGAUGAUCAGAUCCCUGCCAAGGCCAAAAGUCCUAAAUUAAGAAAUAAGAAGCACUUUGGUGGAAACUAUGCAUCUGUCAAAAGUUCAGGAUAUGGCAAAGUUAGUCCAAUAAAGAAAGAGCCCCUUGGUGCUGGUGAAAAACAAACCUCUUUGUCUCCAACAAAACAAACUGUGUCAGUUAGGAGCGUUAAAGCCAGAUCCCCAUCAGACCACACAAAAGGUAAACCAAAAGGACAUUUAUUCACAACACAGACAAUCAGAUCAGAAAAGCAAAAAUCUCCUGAAAAUAACCUUGAAAAUCCAACAUUUACAUCAGUGAAGCCAUCCUCUGCAGUACUUCAACGACAGUUAAUUACAAGAGAUGAAAAGGUAUCAAAAGAAAGUGGAUGGAGUUUGCUGGAGCCCAGUAAUGUAUGUAAAGAGCUUAUCCUGCUACAGAAACUGGAAGAAGCACAUGAGAAAUGGAACACAGAGCAUCAUAUGGUUGAGCAGCUGAAAGAAAAGCUGGAAUUGAAAGAAGAGGAACUUGCUGGCAAGAAUGAAGAACUGAAGAAACUUCCUCAACUAAAUGAGGAAAUUUAUGUGCUUCAAGCAAAGCUGUGCAGCUUGCAAACAAGCAGGAAAAAAAAAAUAAUUGGAGGCACAUUGGAUCCUGUGACUGAAGAAAAACUCAAGUUAAUUGAAAAGGAAGUUCAGGAACAAGAAACCAUUAUUCGAGGCUACCAUCAGGAAAAUGAAAGACUUUACACACAGGUGAAAGAGCUUCAGAUGGUUAAUAAAAGAAAUGAGGAGAAGAUGUUCACAGAAUCCCGUCACUUGAUGACUGAAAUACGACAAUUGAAGCUUCUGUACCUCCUGCCUGAUGGUAGCAGUGAGAAAAGAGCAUGCCCUGGGAGCUGGAGGUCCUUAAUAAUGGACACAGCCUUUCUGAGACACCGCUCGUUAAAGAUGUCCUGGGUACUUUGUAGAGAGCAGAUGAAGAAUACUAAUAUGAAGCAAGCAUCAAUCCAUGAUGUACAGUCAUCUGAGGAAAUUAAAAAUCAGAAUAUUGCUGACUUGCUUUCACAGUUGAAGGCAUCACAGAAAGAAGAGGUUAAGUACACAGAAGAGAUCAGGAAACUUAAGCAGGAGAAGCAAGCACUGGAGGUGGACUUGGAAAAAAUGAAGAAAGAAUGUAAUAUGGCUAAAGUACAACUUACUAAUACCUCGGGUGAUAAAGAUUUUGAAAUUAAAAUCAUGGAAGAACAAUAUAAGCAAGAAAUUCUUCGUCUCAACAAGAGGUUGCAGUGGUAUGCUGAAAACCAGGAGAUGCUGGAUAAGGAUGCAGCGCGGCUUAAAGCAGCAAAUGUAGAGAUUGAGAAGCUAAAGGAACAGGUAGAAAAACUUACAGCUGAUUCCAAAGUCAGGAACUCACCUCCUGAGAAACGUGCAAAGUGGAGAACACUUGAAGCCAAGCGAAUUCAGGACCUUGAGCGACAAGUGAAGGAAAUGGAAGAAAUCAUUCGAAGACGCUAUCCAAAUUCCUUGCCUGCUCUUAUUUAUGCAGCAGCUUCUAUACCUGAUGCAUCAUUAGAAAAUGAAGGCAAACUCCAUUCUAGAGUUUUUCUAGAAAAAAGAGUAAAAAAGUUGGAAGCUGAUCUUGAGAGAAAAGAUGAAGAAACAAAGAAGUGUUUACGAACAAUGGAACAACAGUUUCAAAAGAUAAAGAUUCAGUAUGAACAGAGAGUCUCAGAACUCGAACAACUUCUAAUGCAAAAGCUAAUACAUGAAGAGGAAAGAUUAGAUGAUCCUGAUCCAAAAAUGAAGAUACUUGAAGAGGAAAUUCUCAAGUUAAAAGAAGCUCACAAAUCCAAAGAAAAUCGUCUCAGAGGUGACAUUGAAAAGCUGAAAAAUCAGCUUUAUCAUGCGGAAUUGAAGCUGAUGGAAAGAGAAGAAAGCUCCCUUAGAAUGGUUGACCAACAUAUGCAGAAUACAUAUCAUCAAGCUAAGGUUGAAAAACUCAAUUUAGAACUAGCUGCUAAAAACCGAGAAAUACAAGAGCUUUCAAAGACAUUAGAGCACCUUCAGACAGAGAGAAGAGUGCUCCUUAGUAAUAAAAUGCCUGCAGACAAACUUGAUGCACGACAGAAGUCCACCAGGAAGUCCAAGAAGAGCAAAGAGUCCAUUGUAUCUUUCCCAGCAACUUUUGAUGAAAAAGCUUAUCAGCCAAAUGAUUUUUCUGGUUUUCAUAUAUCAGACGUUUUGAAAGAAAAUGGCAUAUUAAAGAACAACAUUGAAAGGUUAACACUGGAAAUAGAUCAGCAACGAGUAAAAUUAGCCCAGUUUGAAAGUGAAGCGAGGAGAGCACAAGAUGAUGUUUCUGAGCAUGUUGCAGCAUUAAAAGUAUCUCAUCAACAAGAAAUAGAACAGCUAUUGACUCAGCAUGCGUUGGAACACUCUUCCUCGAAAGUGGCUGAAUUGACAAAUAAAAUCACUGCUCAAGAGAUUAUGUUGAAGCACCUUCGAGAACAGAUUAAUGAGCUGCAGAAAGAUCGUGAGGCACUUUCUUUCUCUAAACUUCGUGAAGAAACACUGCAGGCUCAGAUGGCCAAGCUCUUAGACGAACUCAGGGAAGCAAAGGAGAAUCAUAGUCCAGAGAUGAGACACUUUGUGGCACUGGAAAGGAAAAUUCAGAAGAUGGAGCUCAAGUAUGCUCAGAGAGAGCAAGAAUUCCAGCAGUUAAUUCAGAAAGCUCGGCAUUCUGCUGAUGCAGAACAACUUCAAGAAGUGGAGAAGUGGAAGAAACUGGCACAGUUGAAAAACCAUGAACUGGAAAAUUUCAGAACAGAACUUGACUCUAUAUUGGAUGUUCUCCGUGAGCUGCAAAGACAGGGUGUUGUUAUUCCAGCUCCUGGUUCCAUGAGGCAAAAUAUUUCUGUGUUUACCAGGCAAUUGUAAUACUAAUACUAUAAGAAUGAUUCACUUUUAUUAUGUUAUAGAAUUUCUUACUGGAAUGUGAAUACUAGUAUGUAGCCUAUGAGGCUGUGCCAUCUUGAUGCUUGUUUGCAAAACCUUUGUACGUAUAUUUCCAAAGAUUGGAAACCGGAUGAAAUGUUUGACAGCUGAUUUGACUGCUUAGCCUCCUUCAGUUCGAGUUAAUAGGCUCUACCUAUUAAGAGAAUCUUACAAGAGUACAUCUAAUUUCCUUAUUAAACUCUGACAUUUAUCUGAAGUACUGUUGCCAUAGUCAUGCAUCUAUUUUGAACAGAUCAAUAUUUCUAUAAGAAUAUUGGGAGUUUUUUGACAGUUAUGAGUAAUUUGUUAGUAUCCUGUAGUCUGAUAUUGUAGGAAAUUAUAUAAUAUAUGGUGUACAACAACACUGAAUCAGAAGCAAUGGUGAUUCUCAAGGUAGUUUCCUAAUUUAUGACAAUUAAUAAUGAAGGAAGGAUUCAAAUAAUAUUAAAAACAGGCAUUGACCAAUAAAAAUGAGCCAAAUAUACUACAUUAGUAGAGAUCAGAUUUGUUAAAUAUCCAUUUGUCUAUUUACACCUGUACAUAUAAUUUUAUUUAGUGCAUUCUUUAAAUAUAAACUCUUUGGUAGCAUACCUUUCAAAAUCAGCUUGAAUGUAAAUUUUCUUUUGGUAUUCUACCAAAUAUUAGAGAUAAAUUUAAGUAUAUUUUGGCAUUGUCAAAAUAAAUUAUACUAAUUUUGACAUCAAACUACUCUGUUUCAGUCUCUAAUGUUCAAUAUUAUCUUUGUGUUGCCUUUUAUAUAGAGUAGUAUUGGUGUUUGUGCAUGUUCUUGUGGUACCUCUCAAACUAGGCCUCAGAUAAAUCUGGCUUUAAAUCUAUCCCAGGAAGGUUUGGAGAGGGCGCAGAAUAGAUUCACCUGGGGUUUUGCUUGGAUCAAAUAUUAGUUGUAAGGAGAAAUUGGACAAGCUUGGAUUGAUUUCUCCAGAGUGUCAGAGGCUGAGGGAUGACCUGAUAGAGGUAUAUAGAAUUAUGGAGAGCCACAGAUAGGGCAGAUGACAAGUCUUUCUCUCAGGAUGGAAAUGUCAAAUACUGGAAAUAACAGGUUUGCUUAUUUUGCACAGUGCCUAGAACAUGCUGCCAAGGGAAGUCUACCCAGGGAAGCAGUCGAGGCUUCUUCACUAAAUAUAUCUAAGAAACAGUUCCUUUACGUAGUAGGGGAAUUAAAGGUUAUGGGGAAAAGGCAGGUAGAUGGAGCUGAGUUUACGGACAGAUCAGCCACGAUCUUAUUGAACGGCGGGGCAGGCUCGAUGGGCCAGAUGGCCUACUCCUGCUCCUAUUUCUUAUGUUCUUAGGUGCAGGAAACAGAUUCUAUAUAGCAAUGUUUAAGAGACAUUUGCAUAGACACAUGAAUGGGUAGGGGAUUGUGGGCCUGCUCAAGUGCAAGCAGAUUGAACUGACAACAUGGUCAACACAUACAGUGGACUGAAGUUCUGUUGUGCUGUACUGUUCUACACUAUAUUCUACUGCAUUCUCAAGAGGGCCUCCCUUGAAACCAGACAUAGAUCAGGUGACCAUGUUGUGGGG